ACCAUAUCGCUCUUUGGCUCAAGAAGACUACCAGCAACAGCACCGGGACAUAACCUGAUAUACUUCAACACAUACUUUAUUCCAUCGACAAUCACAUGUCCCAUCAGCAACACCGCCACCAACAACAACAACAGCAGCAGCAGCCCGAUCCUCAUCUAGGAAUUCACGACAGGCAGCACCCUAUACCCCAGAUGGCUGCAGGUGCCCCAGUAGAGGUCGGCCCCACCUCAGCCAGCAACCAAUACACGAAUACCGGUAACAGCAUUAAUGCAUAUGGCGAUGCCUCUACCAGUCUAAAAGUGCCCACGGAUCCCCUGUCAACCAGCAGGCCCGAGUCUCCAGUGAACAGGAAGAGGGCCGACGACGACUCGCUCUCGGGACAGGGCCAUCGUCACGAGGAUGGCUCCCACAGUGGAAACUCGUUGCCACCAACGAAAAAGUCCAAGACAUCGCCUCCUCUGGCACCUAGCACCAACAUUUAUAGCAGCAACAGCGGCCAUUCUCUCUCGGAUUACAGGACCUCCCGGGAGACUAUCGACGACGCGCUCUCGCCUCAGACCUCGCCCAUCCUGGAACCGCUCGUGCCGCUGUCGACGUCCAUGAGCGAAAAGAGAUAUUCGCCAGUGGCGGAGAACCCAACUCAGUCCAAGGCACGCAAGUUGGAUGACGAUCGACCCUUGUCUCCGCCGUUUCGAGUAGGUUCACCCCCAUUCAGAACCGGCUCUCCAACUUUUCGAGCAACCUCGCCUUCGUUUGGUCGAAGCGCGACUGCCAUCCUCGACAGCCUGUCCAAGCCAGGGGAAAAUUCACUCGGUAACUUGAACCUGGGCACACCUAUCAUUGGAAGAACACCCGUAGGGGAGCGAGUGAUGGGUGUGAUUACCAGUCAGCCAAAUUCGCGCCAGGCGAGCCCCGAUCCACGCCCAACGCCAGGAGCUAUGGAGACAGGUCGACUUUCAGAUGCAAGAGAAGGUGCACAAGGAGUGGACAGAGAUCUGAACAACACCACAUUCCGCCUCGACGAAAACAUGCCUGGCGAGGAUGCAGCGAGGACAAGUCGGGAGCCUAGCCCCGCUGGAGCGAUGCCCAUUUCUGAUGACGAUAUUCACCACGACUAUGAUCAAGAAGAGGACGAUCCAAUACGGUCGCUUGCAGAGGAGCCCAUGCAUCCUAUUGAGGGGCCAUUUUCGUACAGCUCUGACACCGGCAGCGAUUAUGGCGACGACUCGUUGGACGAAAUCGACGUCGAGGGUAUGGGGAUGCUCGACUCGGAUUCGGACUCAGAAGACACUCCAUAUCAGGAUCCAGACCCUAUGUGCCUCGAUCGUUUAUCAGAGGAGGAAACGGAUAUCAUUCUUGAGGAGGCCAGGAUGCAUGGUAUUUCAUAUGUCAUUCGAAAGUACAUUUUAUCGGGACUCAUCACGACCAAGAAGAUGCUGCUCAUGACCAUUCCUGAGAAGAUUGAAAUACCUGAGACUGUGACGGAGAGCCAGUUAAUCAGGACAAUAUCAGCGCAGCUCAAGAGGAUUUUGCGGAGGCGCAAGCGACUGCAGCACAUUCACUCGCUGGAGCAUGUGGUUAAGCUGUUGAAGACCUCGAAACGAAUUAUGGUCCUCACUGGUGCCGGUGUCUCUGUCUCGUGUGGCAUCCCUGAUUUCCGAUCUGAGGACGGUAUAUACUCGAGGCUCUCGGAAUUCCAGUUGGAUGACCCUCAACAGAUGUUUGAUCUUGGCUUCUUCCGAGAGAGGCCUGAGAUCUUUUAUUCAUUCGCCCGCGAGAUCUUUCCGAGCAAUUUCACGCCGAGUCCGAGCCAUUAUUUCAUAAAAUUGCUUGAGGACCAGGACAAGUUACUCCGGAAUUACACACAGAACAUUGAUACGCUAGAACAGAAGGCCGGAAUCCGCAAGGUGUUGCAGUGCCAUGGAUCAUUUGCGACAGCGAGCUGUGUGCGCUGCGGACAUCAGGUUCCAGGAGAUGAUAUCAAGGAGCAGAUCUUCAAGCAAGAAGUCGCCUAUUGCAAAGCCUGCAAAACACCCAGUCCACCGCCCAAAGCCAAAAAGCGAUCCAAGUCGAGAUACCAUUCAUCAGACGAGGAUGAAUCGGACGAUGACGACGACAUAAAUAGGGCGCUGAUGAAGCCAGACAUUGUGUUUUUUGGAGAAAAACUCCCGGCGGAGUUCCACAAAUCUUUGAAAGAGGAUCGGAAGGAGGUCGAUCUGUUAAUCGUGAUUGGAAGCAGCCUAAAAGUGGCGCCGGUCAGCGAUAUUAUGCACGAACUGCCCAACUCAGUGCCACAGAUCUUGAUUAACCGUACACCAAACCGACAGAUGGAGUUUGACGUCCAGCUUCUCGGUAAUUGCGACGCGAUCGUGGCAGAACUUUGUCGCAUGGCUGGAUGGGAACUGAGGCAUGAGAAACUACCUGGUGGCACCUCUGCUGUUCCUGAUAUGGAAAAGAACACCAACAGUGACGGGUCUGGUGUUGGAGGCAGGGCUGCGUGGUCUUUCAUAGAACCGAAUACCUACCUUUUUGAGGGCGCUGAUCUGGAGGAGAUAAAUUUUGAACUGAUUCAGGAGCGGAACCGACAGAGGGUUCAAGAUGAGAUUGACGACGAUGCUCCUGUGGAGAACGAUGAGAGUUCAGACGAAGAAGAGCUUGAUGUCGAGGACAUGGAGGGCUUGGCAGGAGAUCCCCCUCAGCGACGACUUUUAUCUCAGAGUGGCCGAGCAGCCAGCACGGGUCCGAUGGAUGAGGAUGUGGUGGAGGAUGAGCAAGAAUCUGAUAGCGGCAGCGAGCAUAGUCAAGAUACUAUCAAGGGUACUGGUGGCGCGAUGGCAGCGGGAGCAAGCUCGUCUGUUAGCCCACGUAUCCAGCCCAUCGGAUUCGCGACGGGAACGACUGAACCGCGAUCUGGAAGCAUCACUGAGAUUCACCAAGGUGUCAUCCCUGCUGCCAAGGCAGAGGCCGCGACCUUGUCGUCUUCAUCUCUACUGCCCAGUUUGCACUCACCGACAUUCGGAGGGAUCGAUUCCAGGCAAUCACACUCUCAGGCGGCACAAGACGAGGAUGAUGAAGAAGAGGCCAAGAUCCGGGUGAUGUUUACGGAAAAAAUGCCAAAGGAUUUGGGAGAGGAGGACGGCGAUAUGCUUGGACAUGGUCCCAGCAGACGGCCGAGCGAAGACCUGAUGCCCAUUACCGAGGACACACAGCUGGAAAUUGACGAUGAUGAGGGGAGAUCUACUGCGAAGGAUGAUAUCGACUUGGGGGGACCUUUAGAGCAGACAGCUCUCGCGAGUACCUCAUCAAGUAGACAGACGACGGGGCCUACAAAUGCUAGUCUAGAAGAAUCAUGAUACGGCAACACAUAUGUAUAUAUGUUUUUAAACACUUCCUAUUUGUCACAUUCUAUUGCUUACAAUACCCUUCGAAUCUUUAUUGAAACCUUGUUGGAU
Molecule: messenger RNA, 3452 nt
Organism: Gamsiella multidivaricata
Lineage: Eukaryota; Fungi; Mortierellomycota; Mortierellomycetes; Mortierellales; Mortierellaceae
Exons: 5
Coding region: 96-3353 (1085 amino acids)
Molecular function (GO): NAD+ binding
Source: RefSeq, a predicted model, not a curated record